AUGCAGAGCGCCUCCAUUUCACUCAUCGCUCCCCUUCUUCCCUCCUCCAUCCGCCGGAGGCCCGCCGCCGGGCUCAACUUGCUCGCUCUCCGCCCAGCAGGACAGCUGCGUUUCAGAGAUGCUCCGUCCCCGUCAUCUUUUGCAUCGGGCUGGCUUCCGAGCCCGAUUGUCUGUUCGAUGAAGCGGAGUGUGUGGUUUUCAGGCCCGGGAUUUGGCGAUUUUGGACCAAGGUCGGGCAGCGCAGUGGUCAGGGCGGCUGCGGAGGAGGACGCUGGUGCGCCGGCGAGCCCUAAAUGGACGGGUCUCGAGGAUGCUUUGGUGCUGGGAACGCUCUUCGUGCUCUGGUUCGCGUUUCACGUUUACUUCAGCAUCUACAACAAGCAGGUUCUCAAAGAUUUUCAUUACCCGCUUACUGUCACUCUUGGUCAAUUUGCUGCUGGGACAGCACUAGUUAUUCUUAUGUGGACGUUGAAUCUCCACAAAAGGCCCAAAAUCAGUGGUGCUCAGUCUCCUACAAUAUGGGUGGUUCUCUCUCUUCUACCUGUCGUUAGUGGAGUUGGUUUGGCAUCCAUGACCGAGGCCUCGUUUAAUUGGUCUGGUUUUUGGAGUGCAAUGGCCUCGAAUUUGGCAAAUCAAUCUCGCAAUGUCCUGAGCAAGAAGUUACUGGUUAAGAAAGAGGAAUUUCUGGAUGACAUUACGCUCUUCUCCAUAAUUACUGUAAUGUCCUUCAUUGUGACAUUGCCUGCUACCCUUAUCGUGGAAGGCGUCAAGUUCACACCAGCGUAUCUCCACGCAGCUGGUGUGAAUAUAAAGCAGAUUUACACGCUGUCACUCUUGACCGGUCUCUGCUUCCACGCAUACCAGCAGGUAUUCGAGUAUUCAUUUCCAAUAAAAACCUCCGGUCGCAAGUCGAUACUUUCUAAUAUAGGAGAUAUCCGAACGCACUGUAAACUAAUGAUACUCGUUAUGAAGCUUUUCUUGCUGAUAAGGAGAUAUCCGAAUGCACUAAAAUUAAUGCUACUUGUAUAUGAAGAUUUUCUUGCUGAUAAGGUCGCGUACAUGUUAUUGCAACGUGUAUCUCCUGUUACUCAUUCUGUAGCCAACUGUGCGAAGCGUGUGGUGAUUAUUGUGUCUGCUGUUCUCUUCUUCAGGACUCCAGUUUCAAUGAUCAACUGUCUAGGUACCGGAGUAGCCCUUGUCGGGGUGUUCUUGUACUCGAGAGCAAAUCGUGUUAAGCUGAAGUCAAAUACUGCUUGAGACCAUUGUUUUGCAAGCUUUUAGAAGUGCUUGAGACAGAACAUGUUUCUCUGUCAGGUGAAAUCUGAAGAAAAAUUGAAUUUUCAACUGUGAAUGGGGGAAAAAUUAUUCAAAUUUCUACUUGGUUACGUAUAUAGUUUUUUUCUCAUAAACAUACAUAUGUGUUUGUAUGUGCCACUAAAGACAACAAUUUGGUGGUUCAUUAGUCCUUGUUGAGGGUACACCUAAUUGCACUUAAAUCUUUUCUUCA
Messenger RNA from Striga asiatica, 1507 nucleotides. NCBI's taxonomy places the organism in Eukaryota, Viridiplantae, Streptophyta, Magnoliopsida, Lamiales, Orobanchaceae. The record is from the annotation of a GenBank genome assembly.